AUGAUAGUGGUUGAGGAGUAUGAGCACUUGGAAGAACAGCUGGCACACAAACAUCUAGAGGAGAAGUACGACGGAGAGAAGGUGACCCCGAGAGGAGCAGAGGAUAGACAUCAAUUGUGGGAGCCGCGGCGGAAAGGUCAACCAGAUGCGGCACAGAGAAUCUGGAUAUCACAACGUCUAACCAACGCCUCCGCAGGAAUAUAA
Caenorhabditis remanei is the source of this 204-nucleotide messenger RNA. RefSeq lists its product as uncharacterized. The record is from RefSeq and is a predicted model, not a curated record. Bases 1 to 204 code for a protein of 67 amino acids. The transcript has a single exon. Lineage: Eukaryota; Metazoa; Nematoda; Chromadorea; Rhabditida; Rhabditidae.